Molecule: messenger RNA, 546 nt
Organism: Geodia barretti
Lineage: Eukaryota; Metazoa; Porifera; Demospongiae; Tetractinellida; Geodiidae
Source: the annotation of a GenBank genome assembly
CUGCCGAAGCAGCCGUCAGAAGCCGCGCAAGACACAUGGGGGCGCAUCGACAUCCUAGUGAACAACGCCGGCAUCACCGGCAUAGACGGCAAUAUCUGGGAGACCUCGCUUGAAGAGAUGGACCGCGUCUAUCGCAUCAACCUGCGCGGCGUAUUCGCCUUCUGCCACUCCGUCAUUCCCAGCAUGCUCGACCGAGACUACGGCCGCAUCGUCAACAUCGCAUCGAUUGCCGGCAAGGAAGGCAACCCGCGCAUGGUGCCCUACUCCGCGACCAAGGCUGCCGUCAUAGGCCUCACCAAGUCCGUCGGCAAAGAACUCGCCAAGAGCGGCAUCCGUGUCAACUGCGUUACCCCUGCCGUCGUACACACCCGCAUCCUCGACGAGCUUACGCCCGAACAGGUGCAGUACAUGGUCGAUCGCAUCCCCAUCGGGCGCACUGGCGACAUCGCCGAGAUCGCCGCACUCGUCGCUUGGCUCGCCUCCGAAGAGUGUUCUUUCAGCACCGGCGGCGUCUUCGACAUAAGCGGCGGCAGAGCGACUUACUGA